Molecule: messenger RNA, 594 nt
Organism: Trichoderma citrinoviride
Lineage: Eukaryota; Fungi; Ascomycota; Sordariomycetes; Hypocreales; Hypocreaceae
Exons: 1
Coding region: 1-594 (197 amino acids)
Source: RefSeq, a predicted model, not a curated record
AUGCCUUCUUCAAGACGAGGAGACUACCCGAGCAGUCUGUAUCCCGAGGUCGGAUCGUCGACGUACCGAUCUGGCUACGGCAGCGACGACAACAUCUCCAGCGGAUAUUCUGCUCGAAGGGAUCACGAUAGCAAUAGCGAUCAUUAUCGCGAUUACCGGUAUUCCGAGGAUGGAGGCGGCGACGGUGCGCGAAGUAGGCGUCCUCGCCACGACGACCGAAACGAAGGCUUUUCUCGUCGAGACGACUCUCAGCCGCGCAAAGAGGCGAAUCGCAGCCAAUCCUCCCGUCGCCAUCAAGACAGAAACAACAACAACCGAACAACAAGAGACAGAGAAAGAAGAGGAGAUUCGAGGAGAAACAGUACUGCUAGCACUAGUAGCAGCGGGCGCAUCUGGGAACGCAUCCUCCCGCCCGACUUCCGCCCCUCGCAAGCCGACCCCGACGAGCGCCACCGCAGACGGAGCAAAGAGAAAGAGUGCGAGGGCUUCGACUGGACGCCCGGCGUGGUGCUCGCGCUGCUGGGGGCCGCGGCGCUGUUUAACCAUGAGAGGUCGCUUGUGAGGAGGCGGAAGAAGGACUAUAUCGAGCGGUGA